Messenger RNA from Bacillus rossius redtenbacheri, 7050 nucleotides. RefSeq names its product WD repeat-containing protein 11-like. The record is from RefSeq and is a predicted model, not a curated record. The transcript is spliced from 24 exons. Lineage: Eukaryota; Metazoa; Arthropoda; Insecta; Phasmatodea; Bacillidae. Bases 440 to 4300 code for a protein of 1286 amino acids. Gene Ontology annotation, molecular function: protein binding. Gene Ontology annotation, cellular component: cytoplasm.
UUUCUUUCUAUGAAUUAAACACUUAACCUCACAAUUAUUAUUAAUAAGUGUUUUUUAUAUCCACCAACAUGGCCGUGCUGUUAUGAAAAUAAAAACAAAGUCACGAAGUUGGCCGAAGGUGAAGUCUUCGGGCAUGUUCGGGUUGGUCCUCAACCCUUUGUGAAACGUAGGCUUCCCCCUGUGUGUAUACUGUAUCGUGAUAUUUUUGUUGUAAUUUUGUCUUAAAUUUUUAAAUGUUGAUAAAAUUCCACAUCUGUAUUCACUAUUAAGCACUAGGUAAUUGUGAUACUAGGCUGCUAAAUAAUGUAAACAGAAAUUAGUGGACGGUUUGAAGUUGCUUAAAUUGUAGAAUUGUAGAUUUAUCUUAGCUUAAAUUGGUACUUUACAGGUUUCUGCUCAUAAGUGAAUCAUAUUAGAAAGGCAUGCUGCUAAUCUUCCCAUGAUUGGUCUAGUGUACCCUGAAGUGGAGGCAGAAAUGGGCGAGGUCGACGAGGAACACGGCCAGAAAGACUCCGCGCUGGACCGUGUCCCGUCGGUGGAGGAAGAAGACCAGCAGAAGCAGCACAUCUUCCACAUUCCUCGUGUCGCAGCCAGGACCAUCACUGGGCCAGCCAACCUGCAGAACCAGAAUGCAAUUGACUGGGGACACCAUGGUCUUCUGGCUUAUGGAUCCAACUAUACUGUUGUUGUGAUCGACACCAAAAACAUUCAGCCAGUACAGUGCCUGGACAAACACAAAUCUAUGGUUAACCAUGUGUUGUGGGGGAACAAUGAGCAAGUACAACCAGUUGCCGAACCAGUAGUCUUGACGCUCGCAUCUUCAGACACCACCGGCCACAUAAUCCUUUGGAAUGUUGCAAUGGGCAUUGCACAGGCUGUGCUGCAGGAAGGGAACAAGCCUGUGUUAGAUAUGAAGUGGGUGUCUGGGUUCGACUGUGCACAGCAUUUGUUGGCUGCUUUGCACCCCCCGUACUCUCUCAUCAUCUGGGACACACUGACGAGGACUAAGCUCUGGAAGAAGACCUACACUGAGACGCUGGUCAGUUUCAGCUUCGACCCAUUUUCAGCAUCCAGAAUGGCUUUCCUCUGUUCGGACUGUAUAUUGUUUGUGGACGACUUCAUGCCAUCAAAGAUUCCGUCUUCCAACGGUCGCAAGUUCUACAUCUCGAGCCCUCGAAUCCAGCCUUCUGUGGGCAGCUCCCGCGGCAGUAUGUCCAACCUUACAUCUGUCGGUUUAGAAGAAAAGCACCGCACCAAGGAUCGGUUGCGGAGACUCAUGAAGGAUCUAGUCGUAGGGGAAACUAAGCCCAGGCCCGACGACUGCAUGAUGGUGAGCGAGUGCUUGCAGCUGUGCUACCACAGCGCCGCGAGGCACCACCUGCUGCUGCUGUACGCCCGGGAGAUCCUGGUGCUGGACCUGCACAUCAACCAGACCGUGGGCAUCAUUCCCGUGGAGAAGACUGCCUCGCCUCUUGUUCAGGUGAUCUCUGCUCGACAGCGAGACGUGUUGUAUUGUCUUCAUGAAUCGGGAAGCGUGAGUGCAAAGUUUCGCAGGCGUCAGCUCGGCUUCAUUGGCUCUCCGUUAGAUGCUCCGGCAGGAAGCAUAAGCAGUGUGGACAUGGGUUCAUUUUCCAACGAUGUGUUUCUGGAAUUGAGCUACGAGCAGCGCUGUCAGAGUGAAGUCAUUAGGCAGACGAAAGGAUCCAAGAUUUUAGGGAUGUGUGUCAGUCCAGUUUGUGAGAGGAGAAUCGCCCUCUUCAUGAACACGGGCAAAGUGGUGUUCCUGGAGCUGCGGCCGGGCAGCUCGGAGUCGUUGUUCCCCCUGGUGGCGGGGACCGAGGCCUCCCCGCCGGCCCGGCAGCUGGGGCUGUCUGGCCUGGGGCAGCUCGACGCAUGCCAGCACAGGGCCGCCACGCUUCAGGAGCUGGUCCGGCCCCUGGCGAUGGACUAUGGUCCCCAACUGCCCCCCUUGCGACUGCUGGUGACGGGCCUUCUGACCGGGGCGGCCUCGCCCUUGACUGUGAUACGCAUGUGCCCUCCGCUCACCACUCGCAACUGGCAGAAGUACACUCCGCUGAUGGCCGCCGGCACUUCUGAAGGCAUUGUGCAAGUGUACAACAUGGCCCUGGGGGUCGUCGACAAGGAGCUGAUGGUUCACUCUUCCGUUGUCAGAGGCAUUGAAUGGACCAACCUGACGAGCUUCAUAUCAUUUGCCCACCCCAACGUAACAGGUUCAGGAGCGCUUGUUCACAACGAGCUGAUGCUAACCGACACUCUGACCGGCAGCUCCUUGGCCCUGCGGGUGGACAAGGCUGACGAGCCUCCUAUCGACAUGGUGCGUGUUUCUCCCCUCAAGCAAUACUUCGUUGUGAUACUUAAAGAUGGGCCAUUUGAAUUAUGGGAUCUGCGCAACCUCUCCAUAUUGAGAGUAAUGCCCAAGAAGUUUCCUGCAGUUACGGCUUUGGAAUGGUCGCCCAUACACAACUUGAAAUCUCUGAAAAAGAAAUUGGCAUCUGUUGAAGAGAAGGAACAGGCAGAACCUGCAAAUAUUGCUGUCAACACUUCAGCAGGAGAUAUUGGACGAGCUGACGGCCAGGAUAAACAUCUGGUGGCAAGAGAACACUUUGUGUUCAGCGACUCUGAGAGCCAGCUCUACCAUUUCUCCGUGGAAGGUAACUUGGUGCGAGAUGGCAUCAAGAUACCACCAGAGGCUGGCGUUGGAACAGUAACAUGCAUAGCAUUUAAAAAUGACCAAAUAGUUCAAGGAGAUGUGGAUGGCAUGUUAAACAUUUGGGACCUAAAAGCAAGGACAUCAAAGAACAUUCACACAGGCCGUGGCUGGAUCAAGAAGAUGAGAUUUGCACCGGGAAAAGGAAAUCUGAAGAUGUUGAUUCUCUAUAGUGAUGGGGUUGAUGUGGUGGACCUCAAAAAGCAAUACGAUAGGAUAUCUCAGCUGAAGUGUCCAAAAGACAUGGUGAAAGUUCUGGACAUUGACUGGGCAGCGUCAGACAAGCCGGUUCUUGCCACGCAGGAUGGGUGCUUGCGCAUCAUGGACAUGACUCUUUCAUCCAGUGUUUCACCCAUCAUGGAUUACGAGUUCCAAGAUCCUGUAUAUUGCCCUCUUUUACUCCAUGGCAAGACUAUUGUUAAUCUCAGGUUGCUGUUGGCUGGACAGUUUUGGAAGGACAGUUACAGUCUGAAGUUCACAACACAGGAUGGAUUCACAGAGCAACAGCUUGAAGCUCUGCAGGAGCAGUUGGACGUGCUGGACGACGACCUGGACUACCUGGAGCACUGCCCGAAGGGGACGGCGGAGCGCAGUCUCAUCGCCGCGCAGUUCUUCGGUGAUCAGAGCGACGUUGACUUCUGGACCGUGGCUUUGUACUACCUGCAGGUGGCCAAACUGGAGUCCAAAUAUGGAAAGGUUGCUGCUAUGGGAGGAAGUACAGAGAGUGAAACUGUGAGCAUGAGCUCACCUUCGGUACUCGACACUAAACGCAUAAACAGGUACCCAAGCCUGCAGCCUCUGGACACAUGUUACGAUGUGUUGUGUGAACCAUACACAUACCAGUGCUUGCAGCUGGAGCGGGUGAGCCUGCACGAGAGCAAGCGCGGGGACUACCAGCACACCAGGAAAGUGAUCGAGCAGCUCAUCCUGCUGGGCGAGAUGGACCGGGCCGUGCAGCUGCUGCUCGAGACGGAGCUCGACAACCCCAACUACUACACCGAUGCCAUCAAAGCCUGCCUGGUGGCCACCAUCCAGUCCACGGGGGCCGCCCAGAGCACCAUCAAGCUCGUGGCCACCAACCUGAUAGCCAACGGCAACAUCUGGGAGGGCGUGCAGCUGCUGUGCCUCAUCGGCAAGGGGCUGGACGCGUGCCGCUACCUCGUCUCCUACAACAUGUGGGAGCAGGCCGUGUGGCUGGCCAAGGCCGUGCUGCCCCAGGCCGAGACGCGCGAGGUCAUGCGCAAGUGGGCCGACCGCCUCUGGGCAAACGACCAGAAGAACAAGGCCGUGCUGGUGGUGCUCUCGCUGGGCCAGUUCGACCGGGUGCUGGAGAUGCUGGGCGUGCAGCGUCUCCACGGCAAGGCAGCGCUGCUCCUCCAGGCCUGCAAGGAGUUCGGCCUGCUUCCGGCGGCGGCCGCUCAUGAGCCGCUGGUGACGGCCGUCCAACUGGAUGCUGCCCGUUUGCUGUUCUCGGUAGGCAACCACAGGGCGGCGCUGACCAUCAGCCAGCGGCUGGGGCCGGCGGGCGAGAAGCUUCACCAGGAGUUCCGCAUUCUCUCUGAGGAAACGUGACCGCCCGGCGCGCCAACCUCGUGCAAUGGGCGUGGCAGUACUAAGACAGUCAUCUCAGACCAGCACACGAAUUUGACAAAUCUGAUGGCAGAGUGGGGUGGUGGUGAAACAGGUGAAUAACAUUUGAAUUUAGUUCUGGGGACUAUCCUCGUUGAAAGUUUUUAUAAAGUCUGUUCCUGUGUUGGAUGCCUUCUGUAUUCUGUAUGUAUUAUUGUUAUUUUGGUAAUGUGUAAUCUGACACACUAGAAGUAUACCACAUCAGACGUUACAAAAAAUUAAUUUUCUUUUGAAAUCAUUAAUAAAACCUAUUAUGUAUCUAGCGCUGUGCGAAUAUAAAAAAUUUCAGACACCAUGGAUAAUUCAUUGAAAUUUUUAUAUAAUUUCAAAUACUUACACCAAAAUAAAUACAUUUUUAAUAGUUUUCAAAGUGUAUGAAAGCGGUUCAUAUAAUUUCGUAUAAGAUUCGACGUUGCGGUUAUGAGUAUUUUGUGUAAUGUAAAUGUAUCCUUACCCAAGUUGGAUGUAUUAAUGGGUCAUUGUAAUUAACCAUAGUUUUUAUGAACCAUGUGCACAGUGAAUAGCAGAAUGGGAUAAGUUCAGAUGGCAUGGUAAUCUGAAAUUUUUUUAGAUUGGUGGAAAACAAGUGAAGAAUAAGUAGUUGGCUGAUACAACCCAAAAAUAUCCUUAAAAACCCCAAAGAUAUUUUUUAUAUGCAUAUAGUUAUGUUCAACUGAUAUUUCCAUUGCAGUUGCACAAACGUGUGUAAAAGUUAGUGUUCAAAUUGGUUUUUAAUUUUUAUGAAAAAUACUGGCACAGACUUAAAUUUAGUUACAUUUUGUUCCAACUGUUCAAGAACUUAAUCCUUGCUGAUAGUUGAAGUUGAUUUUUCAUUUUACAAAUACGAGGUAAAAAUUACUACAUAUUUACACUGUGUGAUUUGUAAUACCAUAUUAUUCCUAUUGUAAUUUUCAGUGUAGUUUCAAUGAAAAUGUUAUAAUUUUUGUGAAUGCUUAAAUGUUAUGCAAUAUAGUGAAACACGAAAAAUGUGUGAAAUAUAAUAAUUUAAAGUAUAGAAAUGAAUUAAAAAUAGAUUAGUGUUUGGUCUUUGUAUGGGAAAUAAGUUAUAACAGUCUUGUAAAAGCAAAGUAUUGAUGCAAUAUUAGAAAUGAUGGUUUUAAAUCAUUGUUAACAAAAAGUUAGAUUUAUAAAAUUGAUUAAGUUUGUCAAGAAUCUAAAAUGUAAAACAUACCUUUGAAUCCAAACUUAUAUAAAUAACAUGACAUGUGAUGAACAUACAAUUUGAAUUUCAUUUGGAAAAAAGGCUGUUGAAACAUUGUAUUCUUAUGGGAAGCCUAAGAUUCACCGCUCUUGAGUCAUCAUACAGAUUAGUUUCACUUCGUUAGCCCCUAUUGGUGAUGAAAAGCGCAGGUUCAAAUGGUCUGUGCACUUGUACUUCACAUUUCCUGGAAGUGAAAUUACAGAGUAUUAUUAAAUAAAUAAAAUUGAUUAAACUUUAUCAUUUAAUUUGGAUAAAUGUGCUAAUAUUUCUGUUUGCACUGUAAGUAGAUUCCUAAGCUUUUAACAAGAGUUAACUACUAUCUAGCAAUUUCUAGGGUAUUUUCACACAUAAAAAAUUUAUUCUUAUUUCAAGAUAACACCUAAAACAUUUUUAUAGGUACUACAAACAUUAAUACUGCUAACCCAUGACAGGCAGAUGUUCCAAGCAUAAGUGUAUAAUUGAAAUAUUCUCCAACCGUUUUCUUUCCUCACUACAUCACAUAACCAUCGACCAUUUUGUAAUUCAACCUAAGCACAACGUCAUGCUGGCGUAUUUUAAUUUAGACCCAACAGCUCAAUAAACCAUUCCAAGAUGAAGGCAGUUAACACAAAUUGAAUUUGUAGAUAAUAUUUACUGCCAAACACACUGAAAACUGUACAAAUCCUGUUGGAUUAUUUUGUGUAUUGUCAAUCAUAAAUGUUACUAGAUGUGAAUUACACCAAGUAAUCUAUGGAAUUUAACGGAGACGAAAACACUAGUGAGGUUAUUCAGGCAGUUGACUGAAGAGUGGUGAAAUAUAAACUGCACAAGAUUUACUUUUAUUUAUUUACUGAGCAUACAUGAAACAUAACUACAUACUGGCCUGACAGGGUCACAAUUUUGACACUUUGUAUUGAGAUGUGCUAUGGAUGUAUUGCACAACACUUGUUUGCCAACACUUACACUGGCUUCCUCUUAAGUAUAGUAGUUAUAAAUUUUCAGUAAACUCUUUGUCUUUAUAAUCACAGGAAUGUUUGUUUCAUUCAAACAUUAUCUGUAAUUCAACUUUUAUGAACAUGUGUGAACAGUAAAAACUGACUUAAGGUAAAGUGCCACAAUAUAUUUUGUGUGAACCCAUUUUUGAGACUGAAAAUGUUUGUAUAAAGGAGUGUUUUGUAUCAUAGGUUUGUAUAAACUUCAUUGUAAAUAUGAAUAAAUUUAGAAGACACUAUAAUGUUAUAAUAAUUAUGAUUCUAAUUGUGUUAGUAGCAAAUACAACUUAUGAUUUAAUUGGGACUUGAAAAUGCCUAACUAAUAAAAAAAAGGUAAUGUUAAACCAUUUUUUGUUUUAUUAAUGAAAUAUUUGUGGAACAAGUUGUUGUACUACAAGUUGUAUUACAGGUUGUGUUGUGUUGUGUUGUAAAGCAGUCUUAUAUUUGAGCGAGAGUUGGUUGUACUAUUAAUUCUAAAUAGAUAUGUAUAUUUAUUCAAA